Molecule: messenger RNA, 5452 nt
Organism: Pundamilia nyererei
Lineage: Eukaryota; Metazoa; Chordata; Actinopteri; Cichliformes; Cichlidae
Product: AT-rich interactive domain-containing protein 1B-like
Exons: 9
Coding region: 1182-4442 (1086 amino acids)
Biological process (GO): chromatin remodeling; positive regulation of DNA-templated transcription; regulation of transcription by RNA polymerase II
Cellular component (GO): nucleoplasm; brahma complex; nBAF complex
Molecular function (GO): nucleosome binding
Source: RefSeq, a predicted model, not a curated record
GUGUCUAGUGACAUUCUGAUGGCAGCAGACUCUGGAGAGUACACUGUUCUGGUUAUGUUGGAUCUCAGCUCUGCUUUUGAUACUGUUGAUCACAGCAUCAUGAUAAAUAGGCUGAAGGACUUGUUUGGGAUUACUGGUGUUGUUUUAAAAUGGUUUAUGUCGUAUCUAUCUGAGAGAUCCUUUACUGUCUGUAUAAAUCAUGUGCUGUCAGAAACAUCAGUUCUGUCUUCUGGGGUACCUCAAGGAUCUGUUUUAGGUCCUAUUCUCUUUUUGCUGUAUAUACUCCCUCUAGGCCACAUUAUCAGACAUUACAAUAAUAUUUCUUAUCAUCUCUAUGCUGAUGACAUUCAGUUGUACUGUUCUUUCAAAGCUUCUGAGUUAUAUAAAUUGUCUUGUUUAAAUAAUUGUCUGUCAGAAAUCAAACAAUGGUUAAAUGACAAUUUCCUUCAGUUAAAUGCAGAUAAAACAGAAACCUUGAUUAUUGCACCUGAUCACAUGCUCUCAGAAAUUAGGCAGCAUAUCAGUUUUUUAGACCCUUCAUUUCAGUCGAGUCUCAGAAACUUAGGUGUUAUAUUUGACAGUUCAAUGUCUCUUGAGAAACACUCUAAACAACUUGCCCGGAACUGUUUUUAUCAUCUAAGAAACAUUUCUAAACUCAGGCUACUGGUGUGAAAGGCAGAACUUGAGAUGAUUCUUCAUGCUUUUAUCUCUUCUCGUUUGGAUUAUUGUAACGGUCUUUUUACGUGUCUCAACAAAUCAGCUCUGGAUCGCCUUCAGUCUGUACAGAAUGCAGCGGCAAGACUUUUAACUGGUACAAACAAGAGGUCACACAUUACUCCAGUUUUGGCUUCUCUUCAUUGGUUGCCUGUAAAUUUUAGGGUUCAUUUUAAAAUUUUAGUUGUAACUUUUAGAGCUCUGCACAGUGAAACCCGUGCACUGAUUUAUCACAGAGUGGUGAAGGUUACAGCUAUCGGCCGCAUCACUUAUCAAAUCAAUCAAAUGUUUGGUUUGUAAAAUGAGGUUUGAGUUGACUUUAUUUAUUUUGUCUUACAAGACGCAAACAAACCUAAAAUGUUCCUAUAAACUGUUUGAAAAUAUAAAAUUCAGUGAUUUGUAGGUCAGCCAAUUGAUUAGACAGCAGCUGAUGAAGAAGGCGUGUCUGAGCUCUGGUGUGCGGUGUGAUGUCACAUGAGUAUGUAACUCUGGUCUGUGUCUCUGCAGCUAACUCGGGCUCUCUGCAGGGUCCAAACACCCCUCAGUCCAGCAGCAGCUCCCUGACCGAUGCCCCCGGAGACCUGAAGCCCCCGACCCCCGCCUCCACCCCGCAGAGCCACAUGGCCCCCCAGCCUGGAAACAGGAGCGUGGGAGGAGUCAGUGUGCAGGACCCAUUCUCUGAGGGUAGCGAUCCAGCCUUCCACAGCAAACGAGGCCUGGGACCCGGCGGUGCUCCCUACCAGCAGGGAGGUGGUCCAGGAGACACUAUGAGGAUGCAGUAUGAUGCCAACAAAGACCCUUAUGGAGGAGUGAGGAAGGGUCCGGGUCCCGGCGAGGCCUUCAGUCCCGGUCAGAUGCCCAGCGGUGGAGCCAUGCAGGACAUGUACCACCGUGGGCCACCCUCUGGACCGCUGGCAGGGAUGGGCCCCAGACCCCAGUACUCCUACAGCCCCGGCUAUGAGCGCAGGCCGGAACAUGCGAUGGGCCCUGAGGGAGGCAUGGCGCCCCCCGGAGGCCAGAACAGCAUGGGUCCGUCUGCAAACGAAGCCAGCAUGUUUCCCACCAACAGAUUCCCCCACCAGAGGCACGGCCAUGACGGUUAUGGGCAGCAGUAUCCUCACGGCAUGGCCUACAGUUCCCAUCAGUCCCUGUACCCUCAGCAGCAGGGAUACAAGCGUCCAAUGGAGGGGAUGUACCCGCCAGCGAAGCGUCACGAGGGCGAGGCGUUCGGCGUGCAGCAGUAUGGCUCUCAGCAGCCCGACAUGUUCCCCGUCUAUGGGGGAGGAGGUGGGGGCUACAUGGGCCCUGAGCGCCGGCCCAUCCAGGGCCAGUACCCGUAUCCUUACAGUCGCGACCGCCAGGGCCCCCCGCAGCACAGCAUGAUGAGCUCAGGGCCGGCGGCGGUGUCUGGGGGGUCCGGGGAAGUGCCGCAGGCCAACAUGUGGCACCCCAGGACAGAUAUGGGCUAUACGUACAGCCGGCAGGGUCAGGGACCCGCCUAUCGAGGGGAUGACCAGGAGAGCAGGGCUCCACAGGACGACCAGUGGGCCCCCGGUCACCCGAGCCAGCGCCAGACUCCAUACCCCCCCCACUCUUCAGCCGCCAGCGCCACCUCCAUUCCUCCUCUGCCCUCCAGACAGCCUCCCGCUUCUUUCCAGGCCACACCCACCAUCCCCAACCACGUGACUCGCUCUCAUAGCCCCUCCACAUUUCCCCGGCCCAUGGGGAGCUCGCUGUCACCCAACAGCGCACCCUACCUUCCCUCCAUGAAGAAACCACCAGUGCUGGGAGCGCCGCAGGGACCGCUGACCUCUCAAACCGUCUCACUCAUCAACAGGGAGGUCAGUUUCCCCCAUGGCUCUGUGGAGGCCACGCCCCCCAAACUGAAACCACGGCGACGGCUGACCGCUAAGGACACAGGAACCCCAGAGGCGUGGCGGGUGAUGAUGUCACUGAAGUCUGGCUUGUUAGCAGAGAGCACAUGGGCAUUGGACACCAUCAACAUCCUGCUGUACGAUGACAGCACCGUCGGCUCCUUUAGCCUCCCGCAGCUGCCGGGCUUCCUGGAGCUCAUUGUGGAGUUUUACCGCCGCUGCCUGAUCCAGAUCUUCGGCAUCCUCAAGGAAUAUGAAGUGGGAACUGUGAGGCAGGGUUCCCUGCUGGGGCCCCUCCCUGAGGAGGAGGAGGUGACAGAGGAGCUGCUAGCCGCUGCGUCAGAAUCCAACGGCCAGACAGCGUUGGAGCAGAAGAUUCAGAGGUGGUCAGCUGAGCAGGCGGAGGACAUGCCGCCACCGCUGCUCAUGCCUUCUGAGGAGGAGGUGAAAGAACCUGUGGUCAAAGAAGAAGCACAGGUGAAGGAGGAGGAGCACAUGGAGGAAGCAGAGGCCCGCCUCCAGCAGGCCAGCAAGUACGACAAGCUGCCAAUCAGGGUUGAGACCGGCGAUGGGUGGGAGGAGGUGGAGGAGCGCUGGGCCAAGUUGAACCAACCCAAUGGCUUCAUCAGCGGCCUCCUCCACUGGAAGGCCGGAGGAGGAGACUCCACCACUCACAUCCUGACACACUUCGAGUCCCGCACAGGAGACUUUGUCCCUCUGCACCCACCCGAGUGGGAAGAGAAUGCAGAGGGACAAGAGGGUGAAACAGGCAAGGAAGAGCUGGGCGGAGGAGAAGAGCAAAACCAGCCAGACGGAGGAGAAGAGGUCAGAGGUCAGGAUUCACAAGCUCAGAGUCCCAUCAGCCAGCUGGAGGAUGAGCCUCGCUGCUGGGAUGAGGCCCCGCUGUCCACCGCUGAGCCGUGGCAGGACGCGCUAGCCAAACGCUGCGUCUGCAUCUCCAACAUCGUGCGCGGCCUCUCCUUUGUGCCCGGGAACGACGCCAUGCUAUCACGGCAUCCUGGGCUGGUGCUGAUCCUGGGCCGGCUUGUGCUGCUGCACCACCGCCACCCCCGCAGGAAACGGACUCCGCCCACCUACCAGCGGGAGGAGGAGCAAGGUCUGGCGUGCAGCCGGGACGAGUGGUGGUGGGACUGCCUGGCGGCGCUUAGGGAGAACACACUGGUGACGCUGGCCAACAUCUCGGGCCAGCUGGAUCUGUCACUGUACCCAGAGAGCAUCUGCCUGCCUAUCCUGGACGGGCUACUGCACUGGAUCGUGUGCCCAUCUGCCGAGGCGCAGGACCCGUUCUCCACGAUGGGCGGCUUCUCGUCACUCACGCCACAGAGACUCGUGUUGGAGUGUUUGUGCAAGCUGAGCAUUAAGGACUGCAACGUGGACCUGCUGCUCGCCACGCCGCCCUUUAUUCGCCAGCAGAAGCUCUUCUCCACACUGGUGCGUUUGGUGGGCGAAAGGAAGAGUCAGGUGUGCCGGGAGAUGGCAGUGGCUGUGCUGUCCAACCUUGCGCAGGGCGACCCCACGGCGGCAAGGGCGGUUGCCCAACAAAAAGGCAGUGUGGGCACACUCAUUGGCUUCCUGGAGGACUGUGUGGCCAUGGCCCAGUACCAGCAGAACCCGCACAGCCUGCUGCACACUGCUGUGCCGCCAGAGCCGCCCAGCAUCAACAUGAUGUGCCGCGCCGCCAAAGCAUUGCUGGCCAUGGCACGGGUAGAGGAGAACCGGACGGACUUUGUUCUAUAUGAGAGCCGGCUGCUCGACAUCUCACUGUCAUCCGCACUCAACUCCUCUGUGGCGGCCAUCAUGUGUGAAGUACUGUUUAAAAUCGGCCACUCAUGACACAAACACCACCACGGAGCGUGCUCAGUAGCACUGUAAGCAGCUCCGCCCAUGUGACAAACUGGCUCCUAUUAUAUUUUUAUUUAAGAACAGAAAAGAAAUGUUUUUACAUACAAAUGAAUAUAUAUAGAAUCUAUAAAGCUCCGACUCCAUCUGCAAAUGUUUGUUUGGAAUUUUUAAGUAAUUUUAAUACAAAAUAUUUAAUACUUGUAUUUUUAAUUUUCUAAUUGUUUCGUCGGUUUCUUGUUUCGUUUGAACCAAAGUGUGACGGUGGCUCGGGUUCCGGCUCUCUUCAAUGGUUUUUUUUAAACAUUUGUGGUUGUUCCUUUCUGUUUGCAAGGAUGUUUGGGGGGGCAGGGUUAUUUAAAUAGUGUUGUAGAUAGGUCUUUUUUGUUUUUUCUCACGUGGUAUGACAGAGGAAAUACUGAUGUUCAGUCACGUACUUUGUUCUGGUGCAAUAUGUUUGCUUGGGCGUUUUUUUUUUAUGUGAAUUAUUUGACCAUCUGCCGUUUGACCAUCAGUAUUUUUGCCGAACCACAGCAGUAUCAGCCAAUGGGUUUUUAAGAACUUUGUUUUGUCCACCAAUCAGAUCCCUCCACCGUCAUCCUCCUCCUGUAAAUAGUUGAUGUGCAUUGAGCUCCAGAAGAUGGCGUCCCGACUCUCUAUGAAUUUAUAAUCACAACUCUGAACAUUCGAGUUUCUGUAUUUAAGGACAAAAAAACUCAUCUUCAGGAUGUUUCAUGGGGUCUGAUCUGACAGGGUGUGUUUGAUUUGAGAGACUGUAUGUACAGGAGGUACGGGGGUCAGUUGGGGCAGGGCAGGCAGAACUGUACUUAUAUCAUGUUGCUGACAUCAAAACAGUUAUAAGAAAUGUAAAGAGAGAGGAAAAAAAGAAAAUCUCUACAUCCAGAAUGUCUCCUGUUUGAUUUGACAGAUGCUGUUUCUUCAGUAUGAGAUCUUUAUAUGUUCCACGACAUGUUAAAGAAUAAAUGUACAUGAACUCUGGUUGA